UAAUCCAAAGUCUGAAGCAAAAAACCCAAGUAACGAAUCAAACGCCAAUCAUUCAUCUUUGAAUCUCGACAUUUGAAAAUCGAAUUUCAGUUCAAAAUCAGCCAAAAUGGACCAUCAGAUCUUAAAGAGGUCCUUAUUCCUCCUGAACGAACGACGAUCGGCAAGUGGCGAGGACGAACGACGAUGGGUAGCGGCGGUGAGGUGCCGGCGGCGAGGAUGGGGGGGACCAAUAUGAAAAUACCAAACAGACCCAAGACGUGGUUUACCGUUGGGUUUUGCUGACAAUCUUCUCAUCCUUCUAAUCCCACCAAUUCUCCAUUUUUCUUCUAUCUAUCCAACUGCUUAUCAAAUUGAUCAACACCAUCUAACAAAAAUACAUACUUUACGAAGCAAUUGCAUGCAUGCCGGCCGUGAUCAAUUCAUUCCUUUAUUUGGGAUGAUAAAUUGAAAUUCCAUCUGGUUCUUCAAAUUUUGUUAUAUUGAAAUCAUCAAGGGAAAAACACAACACUGGCUUCAAAUCUGUAAAGGGUUGUUGAAUAGCUUCAUCAUAUGUUAUAUUCUACUGUCCUAUGUUACUUGAGCAAAUAUGAUAUGCUCAUCAGAAAGUGGCAGAUAUAGCAUAUUGGUGGAUACAGAUGGGUAUGAACAUCCCUGGACUCUUAACUUCUGCUGGCAUCAAUAUAUCAAUCUGUGCUGUGCUCCUGUCCCUGUAUUCUGUUUUAAGUAAACAGCCAAGCAAUGCAAGUGUAUACUUUGGUCAAAGGCUUAGUCAAGUUCGAACAAGAAGGAAUGAGCGUUUCUCUUUGGAAAGAUUUGUUCCUUCCCCAAGUUGGCUUGUCAAGGCAUGGGAAACAUCAGAAGAAGAACUACAGUCAGUUGGAGGAUUGGAUGCUGUGGUUUUUAUUCGAAUGAUCAGUUUCUGCAUGAAAAUUUUCUCAGUCGCUGCAAUCACAUGCACCUGUCUUGUUCUUCCUGUCAACUAUUAUGGAAAAGAGCUAGAACACAGGUCUAUUGCAUCGGAUUCUCUGGACUCGUUCACAAUUGGGAAUAUUGGAGAAGGAUCAAAAUGGCUUUGGGCUCAUUGUCUGGCGUUAUAUAUCAUAUCCUUCUCCACAUGUAUUCUUCUUUAUCUAGAGUACAAAAGCAUUGCAAAUAUGAGGAUGGCAUACAUUAUUGGAACUUCCCCGAAUCCAAGUCACUUCACGGUUCUUGCUCGCUCCAUUCCUUGGUCACCGGAAGAGUCAUACAGCGAAUCUGUGAGAAGAUUCUUUAUGAAGCUCUACCCGACAAGUUAUUUAUCUCACCAAAUGGUUUAUGAUUUUGGAACUGUCCGAAAACUGAUGAACGAUGCAGCUACGAUGUAUAAGAUGUUGAAGAACGAUCCUAUUGAGCACAUUGGAUCAAAUUGUUUGAGAUGUGGCUUAUGCAGAGGGAGUAAAACUUCUUUCAAGGUCCUUUUUGAACCAGAAAGCGCUAGGUGGGGGCGUGACCCAGUUGAACCAGAUCUAAGAGACAAGGAGUGUCCAGCUGCGUUUGUAUUUUUCAGGACCCGAUCUGCUGCUUUAACUGUGUCACGGGCUCUUCAAUCAUCGAAUCCAAUGUUAUGGGUAACUAAUUUGGCUCCAGAACCCGACGAUGUUUACUGGAGAAGCCUUCAAUUACCUUUUGGACAACUUUGGAUUCGAAAGAUAGCUACACUUCUAGCCACAAGCAUGAUCCUACUUCUAUUUAUUCUACCUGUCACUCUUGUACAAGGCCUUGUUCAUCUAGAUAAAUUGCAAACUUCACUUCCACUAUUAAGGGGAAUUUUAAAGAAUAAGUUUGUAAUACAGAUUGUGACUGGAUAUCUACCAAGUGUAGUGUUAAUGUUGUUUCUGUAUAUUGUCCCACCAAUUAUGAUGCACUUGUCGACAUUGGAAGGUCCAAUCUCUCGGAGUAGCAGAAAAAUGAGUGCUUGCCGGAAAAUCCUAUACUUCCUUAUUUGGAAUGUUUUCUUUGUGAAUGUUAUUUCUGGAAAAUUUCUUGAUAAAUGGGGUAUCUUUAAUAGACCAAAAGAUUUGCCCAAUGAACUUGCUAGAGCAGUACCAUCCCAGGCUACCUUCUUCACGACGUAUGUUCUGACAUCAGGUUGGGCAAGCGUUUCUUCAGAACUUGUGCAGCCUUUUGCCCUUUUCUACAACUUUAUGAGUAGGCAUGUUAUUCGAAGCAAAGAUGAUGCAUCUUAUGGUCCUUUUGCUUUUCCAUACCACACAGAAAUUCCAAGAGUGCUUGUCUUUGGAUUACUUGGCUUUACCUUAUGUAUAUUAGCACCUUUGAUAUUGCCAUUCCUUCUUGUAUAUUUCUUUCUUGCCUAUCUGGUCUACCGCAAUCAAAUUCUUAAUGUUUAUGUUACUACAUAUCAAAGCGGAGGUCGAUUUUGGACAAUCGUACACAACACUUUGAUAUUCUCAUUAGUUUUGACGCAAAUAAUAACAAUGGGGGUAUUUGGUAUAAGAGAAGCUAGCAUUGCAUCAGGUUUGACGAUACCAUUGAUCAUUUUCACGCUGCUGUUCAACGAGUACUGCAGGAGAAGAUUUCAACCAAUAUUUCAAAAAAAUCCAGCAGAGGUUCUUAUUGAUUUGGAUAGACAAGAUGAGCAACAAGGGAGAUUUGGAGAAAUUUAUCUGAAACUACAAACAGCUUAUUGUAGAUUUACAUCAUCAUCCACUUUCAGUAGGGAUGAUCGUUUAAGUCGUUCUGAGAAGUCGGUUAGUCAUAGACCAGGUUUAUGACUAACAACAUUGAUGGUCACCAAUGUUGGUGGGUUUUCAGGGAAGAGGUCAGGCAGGGUAAACAGUUCGUCGCGUUCUAGUUUGGAGAUAAGGAGAAAUGAUGUCAAAGGAUGUUGAAUCUAGUUAGUUAAAGGAAAUAUUAUUAGAAACAUAUUUUUUUUGCUGUUUUUUCAGCAAAAGUUUUUUUUGUUGCUGGGUUAGUUAGAAAAAUGUGUGUAUUUAAAUCAAGAACAUUUUUGUUUAUCUUCUAUAAUAAUAUGUUGAA
Messenger RNA from Impatiens glandulifera, 3036 nucleotides. RefSeq names its product CSC1-like protein RXW8. Gene Ontology annotation, cellular component: plasma membrane. The coding region runs from base 636 to 2771 and encodes 711 amino acids. Gene Ontology annotation, molecular function: calcium-activated cation channel activity. The transcript is spliced from 13 exons. The record is from RefSeq and is a predicted model, not a curated record. Lineage: Eukaryota; Viridiplantae; Streptophyta; Magnoliopsida; Ericales; Balsaminaceae.